Molecule: messenger RNA, 794 nt
Organism: Macroventuria anomochaeta
Lineage: Eukaryota; Fungi; Ascomycota; Dothideomycetes; Pleosporales; Didymellaceae
Product: cytochrome b5
Exons: 3
Coding region: 105-623 (172 amino acids)
Cellular component (GO): endomembrane system; membrane
Source: RefSeq, a predicted model, not a curated record
ACGCUGAGAUGAUUUCCCCUCCAAAGCUCCAUGAAACCCACCAUCACAACACUACGUCCAACACCAUCCCUUGAUCACACCGCCACACCCACUAUCGAUUGAACAUGACCGAAGCAACUAUCGAGCCACCGGCAGCAUAUGCAUCCUCGCCAGUGACACCCAUCAACCUCAUUCUCCUCUCCCUGUUCGUCUUCAUCGUUUACCUCCGCCUUAAGCCUUCCAAACCGCAGACCUUACCGCGCGCUCCACCGCCGACCGUCUUCCGGACAUUUACCCCACCGGAGCUGUUUCCCUACAACGGCCAGAAUGGCAUGCCGGUGUACCUUGCGGUGCGCGGCCGUAUCUUCGACGUGACAUCUGGACGCAACUUCUACGGUCCGGGUGGUCCGUAUGCAAACUUCGCUGGCCGCGACGCAAGUCGAGGACUUGCGUGCGGUAGCUUUGACGAGGACAUGCUGACCAAGGAUCUUGACGGACCUCUGGACACCCUCAAGGAUUUGGAUGAGGAGCAGAUGGAGGCCAUGCGCGGGUGGGAAGAGAGGUUCAGCGAGAAGUAUCUCAUUGUGGGCAAGCUUGUGGCUGUCGGCAGCCCAGAGGCUGAGGCUGCUAAGGCGCAAGAAUGAGCAAACGGACAAGCACUGAAGAGAUACGAAGCAACGGCCUGAAAGGUAGCUAGAAGCAUGCAAAAUCAUUUAAGGGAAGGCAGCCCAGCCCAUAGGUGGUGCUGAUAAAAUGGAGAACACGUCAUAAAGGGCUUCCGGCUGAAGAACACCCUCCAUCGACAUUGGGUUCGA